Molecule: messenger RNA, 657 nt
Organism: Hyposmocoma kahamanoa
Lineage: Eukaryota; Metazoa; Arthropoda; Insecta; Lepidoptera; Cosmopterigidae
Exons: 3
Coding region: 1-657 (218 amino acids)
Source: RefSeq, a predicted model, not a curated record
AUGUAUGGAGCGCCCAUAUGGGCAAAUAGCCUCACCGCUCAAGGCAAGACCCUCCUGCGGAGACCGCAGCGAGUCAUAACGGUCAGGGUGUCGAGAGCAUAUCGCACCACCUCUUACGAGGCGGCAUGCGUCAUGGCAGAGCUGAGCUCCGAAGGGGAGAAGCCACUUCUGGAGCACAUUAAUCGAUGGCGGAUAAACAUCCGACGGGCCGUGUUCCGGAAGUGGCAAGAGAAGCUGGAGGAGCCGAGAUCUGGCCACUGGACCAUCGGAGCGAUUCGACCAGUCCUGGCAAAAUGGGCGGAUCGAUCCUGGGGAGGCAUCUCCUAUCACCUUGCGCAGGUUCUGACGGGACACGGUUGCUUCGGCAAAUACCUGUGCAGGGUGGGACGAGAACCGACGACCGCAUGUCCGGCGUUCGACGAGCAGCGGUCAACCCUGACCGCAGUGGUGGGGCACGACCUAUCCCUGUUGACCGUGGUGCGAGCCAUGGUCGGCAGUGAGAGGGCGUGGAAUGCGGUGGCCUCCUUCUGCACCGAUGUAUUGCCGCGGAAAGAGGCGGCGGAGCAGGAGCGAGAGGAAGACCCUUCCUCUCAUCCUAUGCGCCGCAAACGUUUAGGGCGCAGGCGGCUGGCCUAUGCCCGCCAACUGCCGCCCUGA